AUGUAAUUACUAUCUAUGGACGAUAAUAAAAAAAUAGGCUUAGGUCUUGUGAUUUUAGGUCUAUCUUGCUAUCUUUUAGGAAUCAUUUUAUUCUUUGAUAGAGCACUUUUCCUCAUUGCAAAUCUAAGUUUCUUAAUAGGUAUGUACAUGUUCAUAGGUUUGAAAUAAACUAUAGCCUUCUUUAGUAAAAAAACCAAUUUCAAAGGUUCUCUAGUGUAUUUUGGUGGUUUUGCUAUAAUUGUGUUUGGAUUCUCAUUUAUUGGAUUUUGUAUUUAAAUGUACGGACUAUUCCUUUUAUUUAAAACCUUCUUGCCACUACUUUAUGAUCCAAUUUGUAGAAUUCCUAUUAUUGGCAAAUACUUCAGAAGCGAUGCAGUCAAGAAUACAAUUAAUAAUAUAGCUUAAAAGGGACCUAGCGUUUGA
Tetrahymena thermophila SB210 is the source of this 423-nucleotide messenger RNA. Its product is annotated as Got1/SFT2 family protein. The record is from RefSeq and is a predicted model, not a curated record. Gene Ontology annotation, biological process: endoplasmic reticulum to Golgi vesicle-mediated transport; retrograde transport, endosome to Golgi. The transcript is spliced from 5 exons. NCBI's taxonomy places the organism in Eukaryota, Ciliophora, Oligohymenophorea, Hymenostomatida, Tetrahymenidae.